Messenger RNA from Closterium sp. NIES-65, 2451 nucleotides. The record is from the annotation of a GenBank genome assembly. NCBI's taxonomy places the organism in Eukaryota, Viridiplantae, Streptophyta, Zygnematophyceae, Desmidiales, Closteriaceae.
AUGAAGCUGACGCAGGUGCUGUCGCAAGCGCACGCGACAGCUGGUUACAAUCGCAACAAGUUCCUCGUUUUCGCGCUGCUGUGCACCAACUGCUUCACCCUCGUCACUCUCUACGGCACCGUCCCCCGGUUUUCCGGGACUCUGGAUAUUGACGACGCCGCUGACGUGGAUCUGCGCAGCAGCAGCGGCGGGGAAGGGCGCGGAGGGGAAAGCGCAUGGGGGGAGGAAGGGGGUGGCGCGCUUGGGACGGGACAGGGGGGGACAUCUGCGCUGCGCCUCACCAAUGCUACAGACCGCACUUUCAAGCGAGGGUUUGGCAUGCAGGUGAGUCUGUUGGAGCCGGGGAUGGGGCCAGGAAAGGGGGGAAGGAGGGAAGGGGGACAGCUGGGCUGGGGGAGGUUGAAAAGCAGGGGCCAGGGAAAGACGCCUGCGCUGCGCCUCUCCAAUGCUACAGAUCGCACGCUCAAGCGAGGCGCAUACCGCCUCUCUGCAAGCCUCUUUGUGGUGAUUGGCCUCUCUCCUCUGCCUCUGCACCGCAACCUCGAUGCUCGGGUGUGCCGCUGGUAUCCUGCCACGUCAUCCUCCUCCCCUAUCCUCGGCGAAGUCUCGAUAGAAUACCCCGGCGAAUCGCACAGCAAGCCGUAUGAGGUGGCAAUGCUGUUCUGCCAGCUCAGCAGCCCCACCCCCAGCACAAGAGAGCGGGGGCGGAAAGGGGACGGGCGGCGGAGUGCGGGGGGCCAUCUGACGGUUGUGAUCGAACGAGAGGAGAUCUUGGUGCUCGGCGAACCGGCCAAUGAGAAGUUGCCACUCGAGCCCUCAGCCCCUUACGCGAGUAACAUCACCUACUGCUCCUCACCUAUAUAUGGCCAAUUCAACUCUUUGAGGGUCCUCGAGUGGGUGGUAUACCACCAGCGGGGCCACGGGGUGGAUCUGUUCCACAUGUACGAUGCGGGCGGCAUGGGCGAGCCUAUAAUGCGGACGCUGGGUCCUUUUAUAAAGGCGGGGCAGAUGACUGUAACGGACGUGACUGAAGUGGACGAAUUCGAGACAUGGUUCGGGCAGGUGCUAGUGGUCAACGACUGUGCCUACCGCUCUCUCUUCACCUCUCGAUGGGUGCUCUUUCUCGACCUGGACGAGUACCUCUAUGUCUCCCAGCCACUGGGCUCGUCCCUCAUCACCGCACUCACUCGCUACGAGGUCAGUCAGUGUGCUUCCUAUCAACUCGCUCGCUCGCUCUUCACCUCCCGCUGGGUCCUCUUCCUGGCCUUGGACGAGUACCUCUACGUCUCCCAACCGUUGGGCUCUUCCCUCAUCACAGCACUCGCACGCUAUGAGGUGACUCCAAUCUCCUCCCUCCGAAUCUUUGCCUCCUGCUCUCGCUGUGCCCUCUUUCUCGACUUUGACGAGUACCUCUACGCCUCGCAGCCUCUCGGAUCUUCCCUCAUCACCGCACUCAAUCGCUACGAGGUAAGUCUGAUGUGCGUCCACUUAGCGUUUGCCAUUACCUCUCGACGGGUGCUCUUCCUGGGCUUUGACGAGUACCUCUAUGUCUCACAGCCGUUUGGCUCUUCUCUCAUCACCGCACUCUCUCGCUAUGACUCGAGUACCUCUAUGGUUCUUCUCUCAUCACUGCACUCACUCGCUGUUCUUCCUUUGACUCUUACCGCUCGCUCCUGCUGGGUGCUCUUCCCGGACUUUGAUGAGUACCUCUUUGUGUCACAACCGCUAGGGUCAUACCUCAUUACUGCACUCACUCUCUAUGAGGAAGCAGCCUACGUCUCCUUUGGCAGUCUUUACUUUUACACCGACAAGUGCUCGCACUCCAUGAACGUGUCUGCCUCAUCCCCACCCCGCUGGGAGGUGGAGAGGAUGAUAUUCCGCCAGGCGGACUGCUUCUUCAAGGAGAAAAUCUGGCGCUCUCCGUCCGGAUUGUCUGCUGCCGCUGCUCAAUCUUUGUUUUCUGGUCCUGUCGGGGGUGUCUAUCUGGCAGAAGGGGUGUCUAUCUGGCAGAAGGGGUGUCUAUCCGGCAGGGAGGUGUGGGGGGUGUGUAUUUACGAGGGAGGCAGGUGGGAGGUGGAGAGGAUGAUAUUCCGCCAGGCCGACGUGCACUGUGUGGCGCCCAAGCGCUACGAGUCGAGAAACCUGUGCCUGGGCUUCGAUGGGCAUCGGAAAUACAUUGUGGAUUUAAGAAGGGUCAAGCUGUUUGGGGUGAGUCAACAGGGGUUGCUUUGGGGCUCUCUGGAAGGGAGGCGGCUAAGGACAGGUGAUUAUUUCGCCAGGCCGACGUGCACUGUGUGGCGCUCAAACGCUACGAACCCGAGACCUGUGCCUGGAUUUCGAUGGGCAUCGCAAGUACGUGGGGCUGACCCGAGAAAGGUCAAGCUGUUUGGGAUGAGUGGGUCGACUGGGGUGGUGUUUGGGGUGCUAUAUGCGCUUGUUCUUGGGGCUUGA